CCUACUCCUCGGUACACACAGAGUUGAGCGUCCGGUUUUUCUGCGGGCCCCGUCUGUCGCGCGGAGCGCUGCUCCGACAAACAGUCGCGCGUAGGCGUCCGCCACGCGCACAGCGUUACUCGGCUCAACUUUCAUCAUAACAUCAUACUCACUUUUUUACAUCAGGAUGUCGUACGAGUAGAUAAUUAUUUGUACCCUUGUACUUUUAUACUCAUAAUUAUCUCGAGUGCGGUGCAGUAUAGCAGCAGCGCCAAAAAUCGUGUUUAAAUGAGAGCCGCGCUCGCUGUUAACCAUCAGCAGACGACGGCUCGUUGUUGUCGUUGUUGUUGUUGUUGUCGCGCUGUUGUUGCAGACGACGUGCACGUUGUUUUUGUUGUCGGUGCCGUUUGGAGGUAGUAUUGGUUAUAUUAAAAGCCGUGUUAUUUCACCUGGUGGUGCUGUAGUUAAAACAAAAUAAAUAAAGUAGAUAGUGUUUGAGCAAUCGUUUCGAGAUGCCCAGCCAGACAACGACGAUUUUGUUGCGCUGCUCGAUGGUGGACGUACCGGUACCCAACCACGUGAACUUCAAGACUCUAUACAGCAGUCCUGGGACGCUGCACAAAGAUGGUGGUGGAGGGACGAAAGUUAGUGGAAAGUCAGUCGGCGGGGUCGGCUCUGCGACCCUCACCUCCCUCUCGUCCAUCGCCAACUCCACGAACGUCAGUAGAAACAAAAACGCCCCAAUCUCGCAUCGCGAGGUGCUGCCGUCCCUUGGGAACUCGAAGACGUCGCGGGUGGAUCGAUUGGACAACAAUAACGCCAACAACACGAACGCGAACAACAUCCACCUGCCCCUACACCACGACCCCUUCAACAGCAAUUCGCACACCGAUGGAUGUGGUAUACGAUUACCAAUGACUCCUGAACAAGCGACCAAGUACUACGGCUCCAAGCUCACGGAAUUCGAAAGAGCCGAGAUCGAAAAGUACUCGGAGAUCUGGUACCUCGGCCUGUCGGCAUGUAAGAUACACGGGGAAGAGGGUGCCUCCCAGAACGGCGGCUACGACGACGACAACGGCAGUUACAACAAGGUCCUCCACGACCACAUCUCCUACAGAUAUGAAAUCCUGGAAGUCAUUGGCAAAGGCAGUUUCGGCCAGGUGAUCAGGGCGCUGGAUCACAAGACCGGCCAGCACAUUGCCAUCAAGAUCAUAAGGAACAAAAAGAGAUUCCAUCACCAGGCCCUAGUCGAAGUCAAAAUCUUGGAUCAUCUGAGGAAAAAGGAUGUCGAUGCUAGUUCUUCCCACAAUGUGAUACACAUGCUAGAGUACUUUUACUUCCGGAAUCAUCUGUGCAUUAGUUUCGAGCUGAUGAGCUUGAAUCUGUACGAGCUCAUUAAAAAGAACAAUUACCAAGGCUUUAGUUUAAGCCUCAUUCGAAGGUUCGCCAAUUCACUGGUCAAUUGUCUUAGGCUACUUCACCGAGAAAACAUCAUUCACUGCGACUUGAAACCCGAAAACGUUUUACUGAAGCAACGCGGCAGCAGCUCGAUCAAAGUGAUAGACUUUGGCUCGUCAUGCUACAGUCACCAGCGCGUCUACACGUACAUCCAAUCAAGGUUUUACCGGAGUCCCGAGGUUAUCCUCGGACUGCCCUACGGCACGCCGAUCGACAUGUGGAGUUUGGGCUGCAUUCUCGCCGAACUUUACACCGGCUACCCGCUGUUCCCCGGUGAAAACGAGGUCGAACAGCUGGCCUGUAUCAUGGAGGUGCUGGGCAAGCCCCCAGAUCAGCUCAUCAUUCACGCCACGCGUCGCAGGCUCUUUUUUGACUCCAAGGGUAAUCCUCGCAACAUAACCAACAGCAAGGGUAAGAAGAGGAGGCCUGGAACCAAAAGUGUCAUGCUGGCCCUUAGGUGUCGGGACCCCCUGUUCGUCGAUUUCGUUAGCCGGUGCCUUGAGUGGGACUCGAAAAAACGCAUGACUCCGGAAGAAGCGAUGCGUCACGAGUGGCUGACCUCCUCGUCCUCGUCGCACCUGUCGUCCUCGUCGUCGACGAUGGCUUCCUCGAUGACCGGUAGCUUGGUCCUGAGCAGUGGUGGCGUCGUAGAGUCUAGCCAGCCGGUGCACGGCCAAACCGGCCUGAGCUGCGGAGCGACAAGCGUAUCGGCGACCGUCGGCGUUGUACAGAGCGUAGCGUCGAGCAACGCGCGCCGGCGUGCCGAGACGAUGGAAGAUCCCCAGCAGCAGUACGCGCUGCUGCAGCAGUACCAGCAGCUGUACCGGGGCCGCAAGUGCAUCUCCAAGAUCACGGGCAUCGACGCCCCGGACGGUGGCGCGUCCCUCGUCGUCAAGAACAAGCUCAACGGUAGUGCGAGCAGCCACGCCCUCACGGCCGGGGGCCAGACCGCGAGUUCGAGGCACGCCUCCACCGGGGACAUCGUCACGAGCCUCGAUCCCAGCCUCGACGACUCGGGGACCUUCCUGCCGCACAUCUUGUCUUGAAGCCGGGUGCGAGCUAGCCAUUUCUAAAGCGACACGCGAGCCACGACCGUCGUCUCUGAGCCCUUUGGAUUUUGUUCUUUCUUUGGAUCGUUGAGUCGCGCGCAGUUAAGCUGCCGAGGGGAGACAAAUGAUGUACUUGCUCGGGGCGCUGUUUCAGAGAUGAACUGCUUGCGCAGGGGGUAAAGAAAUUUUGGUAUUUUUGAUCAUCACUGGAAACAAGAGAUACCGAGGUGCGCAAAGUACACUAUAAUAUAUUGGGUAACUUUUUUUUUUUUUUUUUUCAUCAUCCAACUGAGCGGCGUAAUGAUUUUUAUUUUCUUUUUCUACGAGAUCUUGUACCGACAAUAAUUUUUGAAUCGGCCAAAUUGAGAUGAAUCCCGUGAUAAUACUCAAUGAAAUGAAUCAAAGCUGCGGAUCAGCUGAUAAUUUGUUACAUUAUACUCUGGAGGAUAAGCUUUGGAAAGAAAUGGCUGGCUAUUGUCGCAUCGAAUCGAAAUAACGUUUAGCCAUGACCCAACGAAAAUAAAAGGGGCGUAAUGACAAAAAAAGUGUAAGGCUCGUAUAUCUAGGCUAAUUACGCAUCGACUGGAGUUUAACGAUUAAUAGUAAAUGGAAAAUCGUCCUUCGUUUUCACGACCUAUACCAUGUAGCCAAGUCUGCUGUGUAAUUUUAAAUUUUAUAAAUGUUAUUUAUUGUCGUCGAUCAACGUCAUUCGAAAUCAUCUGCCUCAAACGCGUUGAACGAUCGACAACGACUUAUCGCUCUCUCGACGAGGAAGCCGAGCGGUAUGGGAAUCGAGAGAAAAACCAUGCACGAAACGCCAAAAGUUUAACGCGUCAAUAGUGAAAGUAAAAAUAUCGAAAGCAUCAGUUUUUUUUUUUUUUCUUCGAUGGCUCCAAAAACUGAUGUGUCGUGAGAUAAAGAUAACGCAGAUUGUCCUCCCGAUCGGCGUGACCCCGUUUUUUGCGAGGCCUGAGUAGUCUUAUUGUGAUAUUAAACUACCACUGUCUUACUUGGAUCUCUAAUGAUUGAGAAUGUAGCGCCGUCUAAUGUUAGUUUUUUUUUAAAUACUAUUUUAGACAUUAUUCUUAU
Messenger RNA from Copidosoma floridanum, 3575 nucleotides. RefSeq lists its product as uncharacterized. Gene Ontology annotation, biological process: peptidyl-serine phosphorylation; peptidyl-threonine phosphorylation. Gene Ontology annotation, molecular function: ATP binding; protein serine/threonine kinase activity; protein serine/threonine/tyrosine kinase activity. NCBI's taxonomy places the organism in Eukaryota, Metazoa, Arthropoda, Insecta, Hymenoptera, Encyrtidae. The record is from RefSeq and is a predicted model, not a curated record. Gene Ontology annotation, cellular component: nucleus; cytoskeleton; cytoplasm.